Molecule: messenger RNA, 2363 nt
Organism: Paramormyrops kingsleyae
Lineage: Eukaryota; Metazoa; Chordata; Actinopteri; Osteoglossiformes; Mormyridae
Product: short stature homeobox protein-like
Biological process (GO): regulation of transcription by RNA polymerase II
Cellular component (GO): nucleus
Molecular function (GO): DNA-binding transcription factor activity, RNA polymerase II-specific; sequence-specific double-stranded DNA binding
Source: RefSeq, a predicted model, not a curated record
UAUGAACCGUCUGUAACCCGAAAAUUACCGUUAAGUAAGACCCACCCGUGAAAAUACGGACUUGGAUUUUGUGAUCUGGACCUUUGGAUAGAGUGAUGGAGGAACUUACAGCUUUUGUUUCCAAGUCCUUCGAGAAGAAAACCAAGGAGAGCAGGAAAGACAAUAUCUCAUAUCGGAAAGUUUUGGAGAGCGACUUGGCCAGUAGCAGAGACCUCGGGAGCACAGAACCAAAUCUAAAAGGCAUUACUGAUUCCAGCAACCACUCUCCGAUUUAUCUAUUCAAAGAAAACUUAGAACUCGAUAAAGAACAAAUUGAGGAUAUUCAGAGUAAAAGGGCUAACGAAGGAAUAUAUGAAUGUAGCGACAAAAGAGAUGGACUGAAACCCGAGGACGAAGACACGCGAAACAAAAUGAAACAGAGGCGGAGUAGGACGAAUUUCACACUGGAGCAGCUGAAUGAACUGGAGCGACUGUUUGAUGAAACGCACUAUCCAGAUGCGUUCAUGAGAGAGGAGCUGAGCCAAAGACUGGGACUUUCGGAGGCUAGGGUACAGGUUUGGUUUCAAAACAGAAGGGCAAAAUGUCGAAAACAAGAGAAUCAAAUGAACAAAGGUAUCAUUUUGGGUAGCGACGGCCACCUGGAAGCCUGCAGAGUGGCUCCUUACGUGAACAUGGGUGCCCUACGCAUGACCUUCCAACAGGUACAGGCCCAACUGCAGCUGGAAGGAGUGUCUCACUCACACCCACAGCUGCACGCUCACCUUGCGACCCGAACUCCGUACCUGAUAUUUCCAUCAGCGCAUUUUGGACUCUCACUCGGACCGCUGGCAGACUCCGGCUCGGUGGCUGUGGAGGCGGCUGCCAAGAGCAACAGCAAGAACUCGAGCAUCGCUGACCUCCGACUCAAGGCAAGAAAACACGCGGAGGCCCUCGGACUCUGACCCCAUGGCCGCCCCUGCCACUCCCAACUCUGAUAAUCGCCUCUCACACAAGACGGAGCCUGUGAAAGGCCAUUACAGUCGCAGUUAAAGCAAAACAAAAUAAGGAAAACUGUCAAAGACCCAGCUGCCAAAACAGCCACUUGUCGGAAGGUGCAGUCAAAUGUCAAUGAAAGUCACUAUCUUCUGUCUAAUGGGGAGAACUUUUAAAGUGUGUUCUGUGGGUCUGAUGUCCGGGCCUGUGCAGAUUCCUCUGUAUGCCAAAAAAAAAAACAUUUAAAAUGGGAAAAUACAGGCAGCCCCCAGUAUAAGAAUGUCUGACGUAUUUGCAAACGGAAUGCCAUAAGCCCUACUGUAUUCAAAAUCUGAGUUAAAUACAAUGGUUUGUAAUAACAAACCCAUGCAUCCAUGCAUUACUUUGUGACUAUCAUGAAAACAGUAUGUGGCUUCAGCAAUUCAUCUGCUUUAUUAUUAUUAUUAUUAUUAUUAUUAUUAUUAUUAUUAUUAUUACUUAAGGAGUGGAUCUUGUUUGGAACCUGGGGAUUGCCUGUAUUGACAAGAGAGAACAAAAUCGUUGAAACUUGAGAGAAACGAUUGGUCCCUUAACUGUGCAAAAUCGUUUUAAUUGCAAACUGGCUUCUAAGUGCUGUGGGCUGCAUCCAGCACAUCUGACUGCAGUAAAGACUGUUUUGGGAUUGAUUUCAAAUCCAUCUUAUGAGUGUCUGCUGGACUUGAAUGGGCAGCAUGGUUGUUUUCCUUUGUGGUGAAGCAUCACGUCCUGGGGCUCGGAAGGCGGGAUACUUUUUAUACUUCUCUGUCAAGUUGUUUACAAUCUAUCCUACGAGCAGGAUUUAUUUCUAGACAUGCGAGAAAACUUUUGAUACCAUUUGAGGUCAUCAAAAAGCCAAUGUUGAAAUAAGUAAGAUUUUUCUAAAGGAGAAAAAGUAAUUAUUAUUUAAUAUAUAAAUCACAUAUUGGUAAUGCUGCAAUUAAAUUGCGCAGUUAAGUGCAAUAUUGUAAAAGAAACAUUAGCUUAUUUUCUUUAAUGAAAAAUAGCUUUCGCCAAUUAAAGUUUUUUUGAGAUUUUUACCCCACUUUUGUACACAAUACACAAGCAUUUUCCUUAUUUAGACAAAAGCACUUUUUGUUGCACUCAGCAACAGUUGAAAACAGGGAUCUGAAACUAGUUACAAAGCUUCAUGUCAACACUUUGUGUGGACUGGUGGACUGGUGUUGGACUGGUAUCACAUCCAGGCUGGGCCCUGAAGAACCUUCUCAGACCUAGCUGUAAAUCACCAAUGACUCAAACUAGUGAAAUGAUUACGGAUGUGAAAAAAUGUAAUUGCAGAGUACAGACGCUCCUCUACUUGCAAACUUUCAACUUAUGAACUUUCAGACAUAUGAACGAAGAGUCCAAAUUGUGUU